This is a messenger RNA of Carica papaya (papaya), 3662 nucleotides long. Its product is annotated as receptor-like protein 39. Gene Ontology annotation, molecular function: protein binding. The record is from RefSeq and is a predicted model, not a curated record. NCBI's taxonomy places the organism in Eukaryota, Viridiplantae, Streptophyta, Magnoliopsida, Brassicales, Caricaceae.
UGACACGCCGAAAGUGAAGAAUUUUGUGUUCUUCCAAUUUCCUAAUAAGUUUUCAACUCCUCAGAUCUGCGAAUUCCAUCUCAUCGCAUUUUCUUUAACUAGAGAGGUUUUACAGGUUUUAAGAUGAAAUUUUCCCGCCAGUUGUGGCUAUUUCUGUUAACUAUAAAUGCAAUCUUUCUCCAUCUAAAUAUCCUUCCCAUCUGUAGCCAACUAUGUUUUGAGGAACAGCAAUUGUCGUUGCUUCAAUUGAAGAACAACUUCAAGUUCAAUCCUGCAUCGUCUGUAAAACUGGUGAAUUGGGUUCAGAGCAUAGAUUGUUGCCGUUGGAAUGGCGUAACCUGCGAUGAAGAUGGUCGAGUCAUGGGUCUCGACCUCAGUAAGGAAAAUAUCGCCGGCGUAAUUGACAACUCAAGCAGUCUUUUUGAUCUUCAGUAUCUCCGGAGCCUGGAUUUGAGUUUCAACAACUUCAAUCGUUCUCAAAUACCAUCCCAGAUUAGCAAGCUAGGGAAUCUGGUCUAUUUGAACUUGUCUAACGCUGGAUUUGGGGGGCAAAUUCCGAUUGAAAUUUCACGUUUAACAAGAUUGGCUAGCCUUGAUUUAUCCAACUUCUUUCUAGGAGACUCACUGGUACUUCAGAACCCAAAUCUAACUAUGCUUGUUCAGAAUCUCUCACACCUCACAGAGCUCUAUCUUGAUGGUGUAAGAAUCUCUGAACGGGGGAAGGCAUGGUGCCAAGCCAUAUCUUCAUCGCUACCAAAUCUAAGAGUGUUGAGCAUGUCCCGCUGCAAUAUUUCGGGGCCGAUUGAUCCAUCAUUGUUAAAGCUUAGGUACCUUUCAAUCGUUCGUCUUGAUAACAACGACUUGUCAAGUUCAGUGCCAGAUUUCUUUGGGAACUUUUCAAAUUUGAUUUCCUUGAGUCUCGGCAAUUGUAAAUUGUCUGGAAAACUUUCUCAGAGGGUCUUGGAACUAGAAAAACUGCAGACUCUUGACUUGUCAAACAACAAGUUUCUUCAAGGUUCUGUUUUGGAUUUCCCCCGCAAUGGGUCACUGCAGACGUUGGUUCUCAGUGGCACAAAUAUCUCAGGGAAAUUACCAGAAUCUAUCGGCAAUCUUGCAAGCUUGGCAACAGUAGACCUUUCCGGUUGCAGUUUCAGUGGUUCAAUUCCUAGCUCAAUGGCAAACCUCACAAGAUUGGUUCAUUUGGAUUUAUCUUUCAAUCAUUUCAGCGGAUUAAUACCGUCAUUUGUUUUGUCCAAGAACCUGACUUAUAUAAAGCUUUCUCAUAACAUGUUCUCAGGUCCAAUUCCAACUCAUUGGGAAGGCUUUCAAAAUCUUGUAAAUCUUGAUCUGCGAAAUAACAUGCUCAAUGGCACAAUCCCGUCAUCUCUCUUUUCUCUUCCCUCACUGCAAAAGAUUCAACUUUCUGACAACCAAUUUUCUGGUCAACUACAUGAAUUUCCAAGUCUUCCUUCUAAUCUUCUGGAUACUCUUAUUUUGAGCAGCAAUAAAUUGGAAGGGCCAAUACCAACGUCCAUCUUUAAACUCAGAGGACUUCAUGUACUUCAGCUUUCUUCCAACAAGUUCAAGGGAACUAUACAGCUAGCCACUAUCCAGAAUCUUGGAAACCUGACCAACCUUGAUCUCUCUUACAACAAUUUGACUGUCAAUGCCAGUGGUAACUAUUCUACAAUUUCAUCCUUCCCACAGCUUACCACACUAAAACUUGCUUCUUGCUCACUCGAAGUGUUUCCUGAUCUGAAGAAGCAAUCAAAGCUUUUCUCUUUGGACCUUUCGGAGAACAAAAUUUCUGGAAGUGUGCCUAGUUGGUUUUGGAGCAUCGGUAACAGUUCUCUCAAUGAAGUGAAUCUAUCAUCCAACAGCUUCACGGAUCUGGAAGAACCCUAUUAUCUUCCUCCUCUUAGCAGUCUUGAUCUUCAUUCCAACCUGCUCAAUGGACGACUGCCAAAAAUACCAUCAUCCGCAGCCUAUUUAGAUUACUCCUCCAAUAACUUUUCUUCAGUUAUUCCUGCUGAAAUUGGGAAUUUCCUCUUCAACAGCGUUUUCUUUUCCCUAUCAAACAAUAGCCUGACUGGACCAAUUCCUGAAUGUAUAUGCAAGGCUAUGUAUAUCCGAGUUCUUGACUUCUCAAGCAACAUGUUGAGUGGUCUAAUACCAGAGUGCCUCUUUCAAAUGACAAGCCUUGGUGUCUUAAAUUUAAGGCGAAACGUUCUCACAGGUAGACUUCCAGAUACAUUUUCAGCAUCCUGUGGUUUACAAACUCUGGAUCUUAAUGCAAAUCAGUUGGAAGGACCGGUUCCAAGGUCUCUGGCCAACUGCAAAAUGUUGGGAGUGUUCGAUAUGGGAAACAAUAGGAUAUAUGAUAAUUUCCCAUGCCAGUUGGAAAAUAUAUCCAGCCUGCGUGUACUUGUUUUGCGAUCCAAUCAACUCCAUGGCACCAUUGCUUGUUCAGGAUCAGAUAAGGUUUCUUGGAAAAUGCUUCAAAUUGUCGACUUAGCUUCCAACAAUUUCAGCGGUACUCUACCACCAAAAUGGUUCAAAGCUUGGCAGGCAAUGAUGGGAAAUGAAGAUCAUUACCCCCUCCAAUUUGAGUUCUUGCAUCUCAACAAGUUUUACUAUCAGGACUCGGUAACAGUUACCAGCAAAGGUCUAGAAUUAAAGUUUGAGAAGGUUUUAACACUCUUAACUGUCAUUGAUUUCUCAAGGAACAAGUUCGAAGGGCCUAUUCCAAAAGAGAUGGGCGAGUUUAGAGGAGUCUAUGUUCUUAAUCUUUCACAGAAUGUUUUGACAGGCCAAAUCCCUUCAGAUUUAGGCAACAUGAUACGGCUUGAAUCUCUAGACCUCUCUGGAAACAACCUCAAUGGAGAGAUACCAACGCAGUUAACAAGGCUAAAUUUUCUUUCGUUCCUCGACCUCUCAAACAACCAACUAACGGGAAGGAUCCCAAUAGGAGCUCAAUUUGGAACAUUUUCAGCAGCUUGCUUUGAAGGGAACAAAGGAUUGUGUGGAUACCCGUUAAACGUGACUUGCAGAGUCCAAGAAGAGGCUAAAACAACGGAAGACAGUGAAGGGAAUGAUAGGGUAGGAGUUGAUUUGAAAUUCACAGGUCCUUUGUUUGGAUUUGUGUUUGGUCUGGGAAUUUUUAAUUUGCCUCUUGUGUUUUGUAAGAGAUGGAGGAUAUGGUAUAAUGGAAGAGUUGAUCGACUCAUUCUCUCAGCUUCUACAAGUCAUAGUAGAUCCACGAGAGGAAGAAGAAAUAACGCAAGGAGCAGGCAGCAACGAUGGGGAAGAUGAUUAGGGAUGCAGUUUUCUCCUACUUUGGUCAGUGAUCCGACACGUUCUACAACCAGCUACUCUAAUUGUGUUAGUUAAUGGUAAAAUCAAGUGCAAAAUACCAUCUCAAUUCUGCUAAAACAUUAGCAAAAAAUUUGAAAUAAUGAUUGAAAAAUGGAAUAGAGAGGGAAAAUGAUAGAUAUAAAUUUUUCUUAAGAAAAACUGAAGAGAUAGGAGAAGAUUGUUGCGCAAAUCGCCCCCUUACCGCCGUCAACCACUCAUCGUGGAGGUGCUAAGAGGAUACGGUAUAUUGUUCUUAGUAUAAUUUUGUUUAUAUAUGCCUUGUACUUUUCUUUAAACAUUAAUUAAGG